AUGCCGUCGGUGAUGGAGAAGCCCUCGGGGAUCCUGUCCCGCAGCCGGGCCAAGGCGGGGGGCGCCGCGGGACCCCCCCACUCUGAGGACGAGGCUCUGGGGAUGCUGCUGUGGCACAAACACGACGUGGAGAAGUCCUUGGCCGACCUGGCCAACUUCACUCCCUUCCCGGACGAGUGGACGGUGGAGGACAAGGUUCUGUUCGAGCAGGCCUUCAGCUUCCACGGCAAAAGCUUCGCCCGCAUCCAGCAGAUGCUCCCGGACAAGCUCAUCCCCAGCCUGGUCAAAUAUUAUUACUCGUGGAAGAAAACGCGGUCCCGCACCAGCGUCAUGGACCGCCAGGCCCGGCGCCUGCUGGGCCGCCGGGACCGCGACGACAGCAACGAUGAGACCGACGAGCACCGACCCAACCCCGAUGGGGACGUGGAGCCUGCAGACCCCAAAAAAGAGGUUUGGGGUCACAGGGGGGAGCCGUGCUACCCCAAGGCGGGGCCGCGCCCCAAGGCGGAGCCGCAGUACCGGCACCACCCCCCAGCGCGGCAGCGGCGCCGCCCCCCCCGCGGGAUGCGCCUGAGCCGCGAGGACGUGGCCGAGGUCACGGCCAACCCCGACCUGGGUGCGCGGGCCCUGCGCCAGCUCGACUGCCAGCUGGUGGCCCUCAAACGCCAGGUGCAGCGCAUCAAGCAGAUCAACAGCGGCCUCAGGCAGGCGCUGGACGGGGGCCUGGAGGGGCUGCGGCCUCCUGAGGGCAGCAGCAAGUUCAGCUCCCGCUGGACCACGGAUGAGCAGCUGCUGGUGGUGCAGGCCCUGCGCCGCUACGGCCGCGAUUUCCCGGCGGUCGCGGCCGUGCUGGGCAACAAAACAGCGGCGCAGGUUCGGAGCUUCGUGCUGGGCCCCCGGCGCCGCCUCGGCCUCGAGCGGCUCCUGCAGGAGCGCCAGGGCCAGGGGGAGCCCCCGGGAGCCGCCCCCGGGGACCGCCCCGAGCCCGGGGAGGAUGAGGAGGUGAGGAAGGGCUGCCCUGGGAAUGGGGGCGGGUCUGAGUCCCAGUCCCUGUCUGGGUGCUUGGACUGGGCCCAGAUCCACAUCAGGGCCAGUCCCCCACCCUGCCCACAUAAUGACUCCAUCCCAAUCAAUUAA
Molecule: messenger RNA, 1137 nt
Organism: Sturnus vulgaris (Common starling)
Lineage: Eukaryota; Metazoa; Chordata; Aves; Passeriformes; Sturnidae
Source: RefSeq, a predicted model, not a curated record